This is a messenger RNA of Kogia breviceps (pygmy sperm whale), 2984 nucleotides long. NCBI's taxonomy places the organism in Eukaryota, Metazoa, Chordata, Mammalia, Artiodactyla, Physeteridae. The record is from RefSeq and is a predicted model, not a curated record.
GGGCUCAGUUGUUUCCUCCGCCACCGCCGCGCCCGCCGCCGCUCGCCGCCACCUUGAACAUGGAGCCCCCGGACGCCCGGGCCGGGGCGCGCAGGGCCUCGCGGGUGCUGGUGCUCGCGCUGCUGCUGGGGGCGCACCCAGGUGCCAAGGCUGAGGUGCGCCUGUCUGUGACCCCUCUGGUGGAGGUGAUGAGGGGAGAGCCUGUCACUCUGGACUGCACCCCUUUGGAGGCCCAUGACCAUUUCGUGCUGGAAUGGUUCCUGGCCGACCGCGCUGGGGUCCGCCACCGCCUGGCCUCGGCCGAGCUGCACGGCACUGAGCUCCAGGACAAGGUGCACGACUCCCGGGGCCGCAGCCCCCCAUACCAGCUGGACUCCCGGGGGCGCCUGGUGCUGGCCGAGGCCCAGGUGGGCGACGAGCGGGACUACGUGUGCUUGGUGAGGGCGGGGUCAGCGGGCACUGCCGAGGCCACCGCGAGGCUCAGUGUGUUCGCGAAACCAGAGGCCACCGAGGUCUCCCCCAACAGAGGGACACUGUCCGUGAUGGACGAUUUCGCCCAGGAGAUAGCCACGUGCAACAGUCGCAAUGGGAACCCGGCCCCCCAGAUCACGUGGUACCGGAACGGGCAGCGCCUGGAGGUGCCCAUGGAGGUGAACUCCGAGGGCUACAUGACCAGCCGCACAGUCCGGGAGGCCUCGGGCCUGCUGUCUCUCACCAGCACCCUCUACCUGCGGCUCCACAAGGCCGACCGGGAUGCCAGCUUCCACUGCUCCGCUCACUACCGCCUGCCCUCGGGCCGGCGCGGCCGCCUGGACAGCCCUUCCUUCCGCCUCGCCCUGCACUAUCCCACGGAGCACGUGCAGUUCUGGUUGGGCAGCCCCUCCACGACCGCAGGCUGGGUUCGCGAGGGUGACUCUGUCCAGCUGUUCUGCCGGGGGGAUGGCAGCCCCAACCCGGAGUACACGUUCUUCCGCCUUCAGGACAAGCAGGAGGAUGUGCUGAAAACAAAUCUCGAGGGGAACUUGACCCUGGAAGGGGUGCAGCGGAGCCAGAGCGGGACGUACGGCUGCAGGGUGGAGGACUACGACGCCGCGGAGGACGCGGAGCUCUCCAAAACCCUGGAGCUGCACGUGGCCUACCUGGACCCCCUGGAGCUCAGCACUGGGGAGGAGCUUUCCUUACCCCUGGGCAACAGCACAGCCGUGAACUGCUCCGUGCGAGGCCUGCCCACCCCAGCCCUACGCUGGACCAAGGACUCGGUACCCCUGGGGGACAACCGCACGCUCUCCCUCCGCUCCAUCACCUUCGAUUCCGCCGGCACCUACACGUGUGAGGCCUCCAUGCCCACGGUCCCCGUCCUUAGUCGCACCCGGAGCUUCAAGUUGCUGGUCCAAGGCCCCCCAGAGUUAAGGGCAGAGGAGCCUCAGCCCAAGGCAGAGGGCAGCUGGAGGGAAGGAGAUGAAGUCAGGCUGAUCUGCUACGCACGCGGCUACCCAGAGCCCAAACUCAGCUGGAGCCAGUUGGGCGGCAGCCUAGCAGAGCCAGCCCCCGGAGGCCAGGGCUGGGUGAGCAGCUCCCUGACCCUGAAGGUGACCAGUGCCUUGAGCCGAGAUGGCGUCUCCUGUGAGGCCUCCAACCCCCACGGGAGCGACCGGCACGUCUUCCACUUCGGCACUGUGGCCCCCCAGACCUCCCAGGCUGGAGUCGCGGUCAUGGCCGUGGCCGUCAGCGUGGGCCUCCUGCUCUUCGUCGUGGCCGCCUUCUACUGCAUGAGACACAAGGGGCAACCCGGCUGCUGCCGGCGGGGGGAGAAGGGAUCUCCUGCUGAGCCCGAGGACCUCCCAGGGGCACUCACUGAACCCGACCUGGAGUUGCGGGCACCAGAAAACCAGCCCUGCUCACGCCUCCGCCUGCCCCCGCCUUCCCGGCCUUCCCUCAUCCCUCUCGGGCCCUCCCUUCCUUCCUCUGUAGGCUGGGCAGGGACCACAGCAGCCCUACCGCCGCUGGGAGGGAGGAGACCUUCCUCCAGGGAGUAUGACUCUCCCAGGCCCCAGAAUAGCUCCUGGACCCAAGCCCAAGGCCUGGCCUGGGACGAGACUCGAGGGUCGGCUGGCCGGGGCUAUUUUUACCUCCUGCCUCCACUGCUGGUCCCCCCACCUGACGUCCUGCUGCAGAGUCUGACACUGGAUCCCCACCUCACCCCCCCGCCCCUGCCCUCGCCCCCUCAUCUGUGGACACUGGAUUCUGGAAUAAAUGCUGUCUGUCACGUGGACACCAUCCUGUGGCCAGAGCCUCCUCUGGGGGGUGAAAGGGGAGAGAGGCGCAGGUGAUACUCCCCGCCCCCCUGGCCCGCCCGCCCCCUUGCUGGACCUCGGGAGAAUCUGAUGUCAUGGAGAAAGAAAUGAGAGAGAGCGCGCGCGAGAGAGAGAAAGAGGUGACUCAGCUAGAUGAGGGUGGAGGAGAGAGGUGCUGCGGGUCCAGAGGGAGCUGAGCCUGGCCCCUGAGGACCAGUGCCUAUCUGCGGGGUGGGGUGCUGCCCCCUUAAGUAAAACUUCCCAGUCUCUUUUGCCAGAGACCCAGGGGAAUUGAAGCUUCCAGAGGAAAAGCUCUCUCUGAGCCGUACAGUGGAUGGAAUUAGGGAUUUAGCUGUCUACUCUGAGGGUGGCCUGGUCCCUGCAGCUGAGGACUCCCUGGGGGAGGGGGGGUGACUUGGAGGAACCCCAGUGAAGGGGCCUGGGGCAGAGAGAAGAGAGGGUAGAAACGGCAAGGCCAGCUAGAGAGACUUACUGAGGCAGGGAUUUGAAAGCAGGAUGGAGAGGCUUAAGGGGAGGUAGAGGGAUGGACUGGGGCAGCUCAGAGAAGAGAGAGCCACUGAGUCAGACAGAGAUUUGGGGAGAGAGGCAAAGACAGACAAAUACAGGCAUACCUUGGACCAAUUUCCAGUGCAGUUCCAGACCACGGCAAUAAAGCGAAUAUCACAGUAA